UUGCAAGCAAAUAUAGAGGCGGAGCAUUCAAUCUCCCACUCUCCUCGUUCUUAUCGACGCUUUCUUCUUCAAAUCUCAACCCCCCUUUCUCUCUCUCUAUCUGCAUUUCUUCUCUCAAACCUUCCAUUGUUCUCUGCAUUUCCAUUGGGUUUUGGUUCGGAGAUGGAGACGACCAUGAAUGUUUGCAAAUCCGUAAUCUCGCCUCCAGGCUUAUUUGUGGGGACACCUCAAGGAAUCAGGAGUUCUCAAUGUAGUUUUAUGGUGGGAAAGAAGGUGAACUUUCCUAGGCAAGUAGCUCAGGUUGCACAAGUUCGCAGUAAGUCUAAGAAACAUGGGGGAGCUCUAGGUGCUACAUGUCGUAAUGACAAAAUCCUGGUGGCAAACAGAGGAGAAAUUGCUGUGCGUGUGAUUCGAACUGCUCAUGAGAUGGGGAUACCUUGUGUUGCAGUUUACUCAACCAUAGACAGGGAUGCGCUUCAUGUAAAAUUGGCUGAUGAAUCAGUUUGCAUAGGUGAAGCACCAAGCAGUCAAUCGUAUUUAUUGAUCCCAAAUGUUCUAUCAGCUGCAAUAAGUCAUGGAUGUACAAUGCUUCACCCUGGAUAUGGGUUCCUUGCUGAAAAUGCAACUUUUGUUGAAAUGUGCAGAGAGCAUGGAAUCAACUUUAUUGGACCUAAUCCUGACAGUAUUCGUGUUAUGGGUGACAAAUCAACUGCUAGAGACACAAUGAAGAAUGCCGGUGUUCCUACUGUACCAGGAAGUGAUGGAUUGUUAAAGAGCACAGAAGAAGGUAUCAAGCUUGCCAAUGAGAUUGGCUAUCCUGUGAUGAUCAAGGCAACAGCUGGUGGUGGAGGACGUGGAAUGCGCCUUGCUAAAGAACCUGAUGAGUUUGUGAAAUUGUUACAGCAAGCAAAGAGUGAAGCUGCAGCUGCAUUUGGAAAUGAUGGAGUUUAUCUGGAAAAAUACAUUCAAAAUCCAAGGCACAUUGAGUUCCAGGUUCUUGCAGAUAAGUUUGGAAAUGUGGUCCACUUUGGAGAGCGUGAUUGCAGCAUUCAGAGAAGGAACCAGAAGCUCUUGGAAGAAGCACCGUCUCCUGCAUUGACCUCAGAGUUGCGGAAAGCCAUGGGUGAUGCAGCAGUUGCAGCAGCAGCAUCUAUAGGUUAUAUUGGUGUUGGCACGGUUGAGUUCCUUUUGGAUGAAAGAGGUUCCUUUUACUUUAUGGAAAUGAAUACUAGGAUCCAGGUUGAGCAUCCUGUGACAGAAAUGAUUUCGUCUGUUGACUUGAUUGAGGAACAAAUUCGUGUAGCUAUGGGAGAGAAACUUCACUACAAACAGGAAGACAUUGUGCUUAGAGGUCAUUCAAUUGAAUGCCGUAUUAAUGCUGAGGACGCUUUUAAAAACUUCAGACCUGGGCCAGGGAGAAUAACAGCAUACUUGCCGGCUGGAGGCCCAUUUGUGAGAAUGGAUAGCCAUGUUUAUCCUGAUUAUGUGGUUCCCCCAAGCUAUGAUUCCCUUCUUGGAAAGCUUAUUGUAUGGGCUCCAACAAGGGAGAGGGCAAUUGAACGCAUGAAAAGGGCUCUUAAUGACACUGUUAUUACAGGGGUUCCUACAACCAUUGAUUACCAUAAACUUAUACUUGAUAUUGAGGACUUCAGAAAUGGCAAGGUUGAUACAGCCUUUAUUCCUAAGCAUGAGGAGGAGUUAGCAGCGCCCCUAGCAAUCGUGAAUGCGACAGUAGCUUGAAUUUAUAGGCGGAAUCUGUCGUAGUUGAAGCAGAGUCAUGUUGGAAUUGGUAGAACGUUUACAACAGGAAACAUUAUUGCUUUUCACGGUCUCAUUUUUUCCUUUAGAAUAAAAAGCUUUUGUUUAUUUAGUACAGUGAAUUGUAAGAGGAUGUUUGUUUUAUGUUUGGGGAAAAAGAAAAUUGCUGUGUUGUUGAAAUGAAAAUGAUUUUGACGAGGUUAGCCGUGCUGCUACCCAGCCUUUGCGUA
Molecule: messenger RNA, 1988 nt
Organism: Vitis riparia (riverbank grape)
Lineage: Eukaryota; Viridiplantae; Streptophyta; Magnoliopsida; Vitales; Vitaceae
Product: biotin carboxylase 1, chloroplastic
Exons: 17
Coding region: 163-1740 (525 amino acids)
Molecular function (GO): ATP binding; ligase activity; metal ion binding
Source: RefSeq, a predicted model, not a curated record